UUCCAUUAAGACAGUGGCGGAAGUAAAGUACAAUUCCAUGGAACAUACGUUAGGUACUACUACAUGAUUUGAUCCAUUUUCGUCCGUGUGUAAGCAAAGGGUGCGAAGGGAUCUUCUUAAGACUCUUCGCCCCAACCAUUCCGGAGAUUAUCUCUCUUUCCUCCAUUAGGCUCUUCCCUUCCUCCUCCUCCUAAUGCUUUAGGGUUCCUUCUAUUCGCCCGGCGCCCCACAAUAUCUCUGCAUUUUCAUCGCUCACUUUUGCAGGUGUAUUUUCUUGUUGUUUUGGGAGUGAAUUUUGGUGUUCUGUGCUAAAAUUUUGGUGGGUUUUGAUUGCUUUGGGCUUCUAGUUGCAAAUGAGUGUGUUGGGGUUAGAUGUUGGAAAUGAGAACUGUGUUGUAGCAGUGGCCAAACAGCGGGGCAUUGAUGUGCUGUUGAAUGAUGAAUCGAAACGUGAAACCCCUGCUGUGGUGUCGUUUGGUGAGAAGCAGAGGUUUAUGGGUGCAGUAGGGGCUGCCUCUGCUACCAUGAACCUGAGAUCAACGAUUUCUCAGGUUAAGAGAUUGAUCGGUAGGAAGUUUAGGGAGCCAAGUGUGCAGGAUGAUUUAAAGUUGGUACCUUUUGAGACUUCUGAGGGACCUGAUGGUGGUAUUUUGAUUCAUCUGCACUACUUGGAUGAGAAACAAAGCUUUACACCGUUUCAAAUUAUGGUGAUGUUGUUUGGACAUUUAAAGCAAAUUUCAGAGAAAAAUCUGGAGACUCAUGUCUCGGAUUGUGUUAUUGGUAUACCAUCAUACUUCACUGACUUGCAGAGAAGAGCAUAUUUGCACGCAGCUGAGAUUGCUGGUCUGAAACCUUUGAGGUUGAUGCAUGACUGUACUGCUACUGCUCUUGGUUAUGGUAUAUACAAGACAGACUUCAAUGGGGGUCCGGCAAAUGUUGUGUUUGUUGAUGUUGGCCAUUGUGAUACGCAGGUGGCUGUAGCAUCAUUUCAGCCUGGACAAAUGAAGAUACUUUCUCAUGCUUUUGAUAGUAACUUAGGAGGCAGAGACUUCGAUGAGGUUUUGUUCAGAUAUUUCGCUGCCAAUUUCAAGGAACAGUACAACAUUGAUGUCCAUUCAAAUCUUCGGGCUUCUAUAAGGUUGAGGGCUGCUUGUGAGAAAUUGAAAAAGGUCUUGAGCGCGAAUCCAGAGGCACCACUUAACAUUGAAUGCUUGAUGGAUGAGAAAGAUGUCAAGGGAUUCAUUAAGAGAGAAGAUUUUGAGAAGCUAUCAUCACACUUGUUGGAGAGAAUCAGCUUUCCCUGCCGUAAGGCUUUGCUUGACUCUGGUCUGACUCUGGAAAAGAUUCACACUGUUGAGCUUGUUGGAUCAGGCUCACGAAUUCCUGCAAUCAUGAAGGUUUUAAGUGCCCUUUUCAGGAGAGAGCCCAGCCGAACGAUAAAUGUCAGUGAGUGUGUGGCUCGUGGUUGUGCUCUUCAAUGUGCAAUGCUGAGCCCAACAUUCCGUGUUAGGGAGUUUGAGGUGCAAGAUUCUUUUCCAUUUUCCAUAGGAUUUUCUCUUAGUGAUGGCCCAAUUUGUGCACAAUCAAAUUGUGUUUUGUUUCCACGAGGUCAUCCUUUUCCGAGUGUUAAGAUGCUUACAUUGCAGAAGAGUAAUACAUUCCAAAUGGAAGCCUUUUAUGCGAAUGAGAAUGAGUUGCUACCCUGUACGUCUACCAAAAUUAGUGAUUUUCUGAUUGGCCCCUACCAAGUUUCCCAUUCGGAGAAGGCAAAGGUUAAAGUAAGAGUUCACCUAAACAUCCAUGGAAUAGUUGGUGUUGAAUCAGCUUCGCUGAUUGAAGAUCAUGCGGAUGAUCCUACUUCAAAUAACUAUGCUGAUGCCCUUUCAGAGAACAUGGAGACAAGCAAUCAUGAGACUUUUUACACAGCUAAUGGUCCUGGUGACUCAAACUCUGCACAUUCAAAGUUUUCACCUGCAGCUGCUGGUGAUGAAAGGAGGGCAAAAGCAACAAGGAGACAGGAUAUACCAAUCAGUGAAAAUAUAUGUGGUGGGAUGACGCCAGUUGAACUGUCCCAAGCUCAAGAAAAAGAGCUUCAAUUGGCUGAACAAGAUACAAAGAUGGAGAGAACAAAAGAUCAUAAAAACUCCCUCGAGUCUUAUGUCUAUGACACCCGUAACAAGCUUUUAAAUUCAUAUCGGAGCUUUGCUACCGAUGCAGAAAGAGAAGGAAUUUCCAGUAGUCUGCAACAGACUGAGGAAUGGCUGUAUGAUGAUGGAGAUGACGAGUCUGAACACGUCUAUACUCGGAAACUUGAAGACCUCAAAAAGAUGGUCAAUCCUGUUGAACAUCGGUAUAAAGAUGAAGAGGCAAGGGCACAGGCAACAAGAAGUUUAUUAAAUUGCAUCGUGGAGAAUCGAAUGGCUGUAGGAUCACUGCCACCAAGUGAGAGAGAUGCUGUAUAUAACGAAUGCAGUAAAGCAGAGCAGUGGCUUCGAGAGAGAACCCAGCUGCAGGAUUCAUUACCCAAAAAUGCUGAUCCUACACUCUCAUCGUCUGAAAUUAGGAGAAGAACUGAGGCUCUUGAUGUGAUGUGCAAACGUAUAAUGAGGUCCAAGUCUUCAUUGCCAACGCCGCAUGAUGCACCAAAUUCAGACUGAAGGAUCUGCAUGCCAGUGGAAUGAUCAGCAUUAGCCCGGGUAGGCAAUCAGAUCAACUGAAUUUGAAUUUAUGCGGAUAGUAUUUUUAUUGCCAGGCCUCAUCCAGAAUAAUUCUCUGCCAUCACAUUGUAAGGUCUCUCCAUGGUUGGAUACAGAAUGCUGGUGGCAUUUAUACUCAUGUCUGGGGUGCUACGACCCUUAAGCUGUGUCUUUACACAGAUGAUGACCAUGUUGGACUAGCACCUGCAGAUGUAGAUCCAACAUUUCAGAGGAUUGAAAAUUUUACUGCUCUUUGUAGUCCUUGUGGAUUUAUGUUUUUUUGUAGAGGAAAAAUACUGACAUAGAUGUAACAGUUUUGGUGAGAUUACCAUACUUCACUCGAGGAAGAUGUAAACCAUUCUUGAGUCACAAGUCUUCUGAGGUAACUUCUUGUGGAUUUUGUAAUUACAGUAAGCCUUACUCACUGUUUUACUCAUAGCAUAAGUAGUGUUAGUUUCGUUGAUUAUGCUUC
Molecule: messenger RNA, 3168 nt
Organism: Coffea eugenioides
Lineage: Eukaryota; Viridiplantae; Streptophyta; Magnoliopsida; Gentianales; Rubiaceae
Product: heat shock 70 kDa protein 16
Exons: 10
Coding region: 354-2657 (767 amino acids)
Biological process (GO): protein folding
Cellular component (GO): cytosol; nucleus
Molecular function (GO): ATP-dependent protein folding chaperone; ATP binding
Source: RefSeq, a predicted model, not a curated record